AUGGCCUCCCUAUCGGAUCCAGAUCCAGAGAAGCAGAAUACGGAAUCGCCAUGUCCAAAUGUGGAAAAAGGACCCAGCCAGGGCAGCCAAAGCCAACCCUCGGAGGCGCCCAGACGGCGAGGGUUUAAGGGUCAGAUCAUAGCACCCACGAUUUACGCCCACCCGAUUAAAGGGACCAUCGUAUAUGUUGGUACCCUGGUUUUGUUCUACAAAGGCUGCAGAUAUCGCGGAGGAGAUAAAAAGACUUGUCGGAUUGAAACCAACCUGUUUCGAGACCUUAUUUUUAUUGUUCUCAUGGCCCUCAUCGGAUGGGAUAUUCUGAUGAAACGGAGGGCACAGAGAAGAAUUCCACAAACUGCCUAA
This is a messenger RNA of Aspergillus wentii DTO 134E9, 363 nucleotides long. RefSeq lists its product as uncharacterized. The transcript is spliced from 2 exons. The record is from RefSeq and is a predicted model, not a curated record. Lineage: Eukaryota; Fungi; Ascomycota; Eurotiomycetes; Eurotiales; Aspergillaceae. The coding region runs from base 1 to 363 and encodes 120 amino acids.